Messenger RNA from Myxocyprinus asiaticus (Chinese sucker), 3317 nucleotides. RefSeq names its product lon protease homolog 2, peroxisomal-like. Gene Ontology annotation, biological process: protein catabolic process; protein quality control for misfolded or incompletely synthesized proteins; protein targeting to peroxisome. The record is from RefSeq and is a predicted model, not a curated record. The transcript has 15 exons. Gene Ontology annotation, molecular function: ATP binding; serine-type endopeptidase activity; ATP-dependent peptidase activity. Lineage: Eukaryota; Metazoa; Chordata; Actinopteri; Cypriniformes; Catostomidae. Gene Ontology annotation, cellular component: peroxisomal matrix.
CCAGUUAUACGAUGAAGGCGUUCCGUACAAUUUAGUGCACUACUAUUACAAAUUUUAAUCUAAAACAUCUAUCCAAACCCCGCACAAUGUCCUCCAGCAGCAAUAUUCAGAUCCCUAGCCGGUUGCCUUUGCUGUGUACACACGCUGGAGUACUUUUGCCCGGCUCGACAAUGCGAAUCAGCGUCGGUACGUCAAGAAACAUGCAGUUAGUGAAAUGCAGACUGCUGAAGGGGACCUCGCUCAAAAGCGCCAUUAUUGGAGUUAUUCCUAACACCAGAGACCCCGAGCACGACAACGAUGAGCUCCCGUCCUUACACAGCAUUGGCACAGCUGGACUGGCAAUGCAGGUAGUGGGCAGUAACUGGCCAAAACCUCACUACACAUUGCUCAUUACUGGCCUGUGUUGAUUCCGUGUGACCGAUCUGCUGAAGGAGAGACCUUUCCCAGUGGCCGAGGUGGAACAGCUAGACAAACUGGAGCAGUACACAGAUGGAGAUCAGGGAGAUGGAGAGCUGGGGGAGCUGUCGCAGAGGUUCUGUCAGGCUGCUGUACAGCUGGUCGGAAUGCUGGACAUGUCAGUACCUGUGGUGGCGAAACUCAGACGACUUCUGGACAGUCUGCCUAGAGAAACACUGCCUGAUGUCCUUGCCUCCAUGAUCCGCACUUCAAACAAAGAGAAACUGCAGGUGUUGGAUGCAGUAGACUUAGAGGAGCGGUUUAAGAAGGCUCUGUCGCAGCUCACAAGACAAAUUGAGGGGCUCAAACUGUUGCAGAAGACCCGCAAACUCAGACCUGGCGAUGACAAGAGAUUGCAGGCCAUCCGUAAAGGUGGAGUGUUCCCAGGCCGUCAGUUCUCACUGGAGGAUGAGGGUGAGGAUAAGGAUGGUGAUGAUAUGGCUUUGCUGGAGAGGAAGGUUAAGGCUGCAGCGAUGCCAGAGUCAGCACUGUACGUGUUUCACAAAGAGCUCAGACGACUAAAAAAGAUGCCGCAGUCCAUGCCAGAGUACUCCCUCACCCGCAACUACCUGGAGAUGAUGGUGGAGCUGCCCUGGAGCAAGAAUACCACAGAUCGCCUGAACAUCAGUGCGGCACGGUUGCUCUUAGAUAAUGACCACUAUGCCAUGGAGAAGCUGAAGAGGAGAGUGCUGGAGUAUCUGGCUGUGCGACAGCUCAAAAGCUCUCUUAAGGGGCCCAUCCUGUGUUUCGUGGGACCUCCUGGAAUGGGAAAGACCAGCGUUGGACGUUCCAUCGCCCGCACACUGGGUCGAGAGUUCCACCGCAUCGCCUUGGGAGGAGUCUGUGAUCAGUCAGACAUCCGUGGCCACAGACGCACGUACGUGGGUAGCAUGCCUGGCCGCAUUAUAAAUGGACUAAAGACUGUUGGUGUAAACAACCCUGUCUUUUUACUGGACGAGGUGGAUAAACUGGGCAAGAGCCUGCAGGGAGACCCUGCCGCCACCCUGCUGGAGGUUUUGGACCCAGAGCAGAACCACAGCUUCACUGACCAUUACCUCAACGUGCCUUUUGACCUCUCGCAAGUGCUCUUCAUCGCCACUGCAAAUACCACGGCGACCAUCCCCUCUGCCUUAUUGGACAGAAUGGAGGUCCUCCAGGUGCCAGGGUACACCCAGGAGGAUAAGGUAGAAAUCGCCCAUCGGCACCUGAUCCCUCAUCAGCUGGAGCAGCAUGGACUGACCCCACAACAACUUCAGAUCCCACAGGACACCACACAGGAUAUCAUUAGCAAGUACACACGGGAGGCAGGCGUGCGAUCUUUGGAGAGGAAGAUUGGUGCCAUCUGUUGAGCAGUGGCUGUAAAGGUCGCUGAAGGUCGUAAGAUCUCUAGAGCAGAAUCCCCCACUGAACAACAUGCAGACCAGACUGCAGAGAGCAAGGAGGAUGAUUUUGGGAUAGCAGCACCUCCAGAGAUGCCCAUUGUUAUCGAUCACAUUGCCCUUAAGGAUAUUCUUGGCCCGCCACUCUUUGAGAUGGAGGUAUCAGAGCGACUGAUCCUACCGGGUGUGGCGAUUGGCCUGGCCUGGACUCCGAUGGGUGGGGAAAUCAUGUUUGUGGAGGCCAGUCGUAUGGAAGGGGAAGGGCAGUUGACCAUGACAGGACAGCUGGGGGAUGUCAUGAAGGAAUCAGCCCAUCUAGCUAUCAGCUGGCUCCGCAGCAAUGCCAAGACUUACAAACUCACAAAUGGCAGCGUUGAUCUUCUGGAGGGUACCGACAUCCACUUGCACUUCCCUGCAGGUGCCGUCACUAAGGACGGACCCUCAGCUGGUGUUACCAUAGUAACGUGCCUGGCCUCACUGCUGAGUGGGCGGCUGGUGCGCUCUGAUGUUGGCAUGACUGGAGAGAUCACUUUGAGGGGAAUGGUGCUACCGGUAGGCGGCAUAAUGGAUAAAGUCUUGGCAGCUCACUGGGCCAACCUGAAACGAAUCAUCAUCCCUAAGCGCAAUGAGAAAGACUUGGAGGAAAUAUCUGCCAAUGUGCGAGCUGACCUGGAUUUUGUUUUGGCCAGCACUCUAGACGAUGUCCUGAAUGCAGCAUUUGAUGGGGGCUUCCCUUCGGCUGUCAAUCAUCCACAAGUUGUUAGCAAACUCUGAGAAUGCAGUUGAUAGACAGACAAACUAACACACACAAAGAUGCAAGACAUUUUCUUCUCAGAGGACUUUAAACACAAACUAGCACUUAAUGUUUCUCUUAUCUGCAAGGAAUAGCUUUUUGCAGAUGAAUUGGAUUUAAAUUCCUUAUUCUUUUUCCUCUAACUCUUUUAAUAAAAGAUCAUUUAUCUAUUGUGACAGUAAUUAAUGCAACUAUGUUCCUGUUGAACUGACAAUAUAAGCUGAUGUUGGCAAAGCUGACAACGAGCAGUUUAUACUGUAGAUAAUUACAAGUAUCUGCCUUAUUUUUAGAAUAUUGCAUAGGAUAUUAAUUGCGAUUCUUAAUUGGUGUAAUUUAUCCAUGUCAGUGUUCUUCAUAUAGUCUUCAUUUUUGUCAUUCAUUAGUGUAACAAAGAAUACAAUUAUUAAAUGUUUAUAUGGGAAAAUUUUAUAGUGUAGUGUUUAGCAUGUAGAGAAUUAAGUACAGUUUCACAUAAGCAUAUAGAUUUGGUUAUGAUCUGUCAAAUUUGAUACAUGCGAGUUCAAGAUCUUAUAAUUUCCAUCAUAUUUCCAUAAAGUUUAUGUACAGGGUUCAAAUAAUGGAAAUGCUUUCUAUGUAGUAUUAAUCUGAAUGGAUAUACAUUACACGUUAUGCAGUUUUCUAUUUGGACACAUAAAAUGCUAUAAAAGUAACUUACCAUGACAUCUAAU